AUGUCAUUCAUCGAUCUGACGCCCGUCGCAAGCUGCUCAUCGUCCACCGCCAACUCGGAUUCUAAUUUUUCAACGAAAACUCAACAAAAUAUCCAUGCAUUCAAUCAGCUGCUCAAUGAGCUGGAUUUCGGAGCCGAAGAGACUAAGGAGAGGGAAUUUUUGGAGAUAGAAGACGUUCCGGAUACCUAUGAUGAGGAUGACGUGGAGGUAGAGGAAGAAGACGUCGCUAUCAAGUAUCCAUACGAGAGAGAAGACGUUUAUGAUGGUCUGAAAGAGAGAAUCGAGCAACGUCUUCAGGAUGCUGGAGAUGAGCAAUUGGAGAAGGAGGCGAAGGAAAUCGCCCUUAUCAUGAAGGUAAAACAAGCCGAAUGGGCUGAGGAGGACAAGCAAGAGCGUCUAGAAGCGCUCCAGAAGAAACGAGUAUCAGAAUCCGUAUACAUCUGCGUCAUGUGCUCCAAAGCCUUCCCCGACCCCCAACAACUUCAGAAGCACACGGAGACGUUCCACGAUCUAUCUGGCCAGAGAUUCAAGUGUACUCUGUGUGGAAAAGGAUACAAGCAUAAGAAGAAUCUGGCGACUCAUCAACUUUUGCACAACAAGGAGAUUCCGUGCUCAAAGUGCUCGUUGGUUUUUCAAUCGCAGGCCACUCUACACGUUCAUGAGCUUAAAAUCCAUGGAGAAAAAGAUCUAGUAGAGAAAAUGGAGGAUGACGAGGACUACGGUAGAAAGAAGUGCCCAAAAUGCGGAAUCCACUACUCGGAGAAGAUUUUCAAGCGACACACUUACUACUGCCUCAACAAGGAGAAAAUUGCGGAAAAGCGGAGGAAUUUAAAGGCGCAGAGCACGCCAACGAGCCCUGCAAUGUCUACAAUCAGUUGUGCGUCGUUCAGCAGCUAUCAACCCGGUCCAAGCACGUUUAGAAGUCCGUUGAGCAGUCCGGUGGUGUCAUUUAGAGACAAAUCGUGUUCAGUUUGUGGGGAGGCUUUCGCUAGUCGACAAUCGAUGUUGAGACAUGUUGGAAGGAAGCAUCCGGAGGUUAAGGACGAUCCAAGUGUCACCGCUGUUAGAUAUGUCACGAAUACUAUUGAAUCGCCAACCCAUCAAUACGCGUGCGUCGACUGUGGAAAACGACUGACGACCCGUGCCGCACUGACCACCCACCGCACUCGCGCUCAUUCUGGAAAACAAGGAACCGAAUGUCCCCACUGUCAGAAGACGUUCAUCGUGCCGUCGGAGCUGAGGAAACACAUCAAUAGAGUUCAUGGAGGCGGAGAGGAUCAGAAGACGUCGAAAGGGGAACAGCUGGAGAAUCUUCCCGAUAUUGACGCUAUUUUUUAG
Messenger RNA from Caenorhabditis briggsae, 1338 nucleotides. The record is from RefSeq and is a predicted model, not a curated record. Gene Ontology annotation, biological process: regulation of transcription by RNA polymerase II. Gene Ontology annotation, molecular function: DNA-binding transcription factor activity, RNA polymerase II-specific; RNA polymerase II transcription regulatory region sequence-specific DNA binding. The transcript has 4 exons. Gene Ontology annotation, cellular component: nucleus. NCBI's taxonomy places the organism in Eukaryota, Metazoa, Nematoda, Chromadorea, Rhabditida, Rhabditidae. Bases 1 to 1338 code for a protein of 445 amino acids.